Molecule: messenger RNA, 1413 nt
Organism: Glycine soja
Lineage: Eukaryota; Viridiplantae; Streptophyta; Magnoliopsida; Fabales; Fabaceae
Product: bifunctional protein FolD 2-like
Exons: 5
Coding region: 99-983 (294 amino acids)
Biological process (GO): tetrahydrofolate interconversion
Cellular component (GO): cytosol
Molecular function (GO): methenyltetrahydrofolate cyclohydrolase activity; methylenetetrahydrofolate dehydrogenase (NADP+) activity
Source: RefSeq, a predicted model, not a curated record
AAGUCGUCGAGGUGCGUCAUAAUCAGAGUUCAGGCCACUAUUUCACAAUCGCAAGUGAUAAGAGUAAUAGAACAACCACUCACCCCCUCUCCGAUCUAAUGGCCACCGUAAUCGACGGCAAAGCCGUUGCGCAAAUCAUCCGAUCUGAAAUCGCCGACGAGGUGCGCCUGCUCUCUCAAAAAUACGGCAAGGUUCCGGGACUAGCAGUUGUGAUAGUAGGGAACAGAAAGGAUUCACAAAGCUACGUGGGAAUGAAGAGAAAGGCAUGCGCCGAAUUGGGAAUCAAAUCCUUCGAUGUGGACCUUCCCGAACAAGUCUCCCAAGCUGAACUAAUAAAACAAGUUCACGAGUUGAAUGUUAACCCUGAUGUACAUGGUAUAUUGGUUCAGCUUCCGUUGCCUAAGCACAUAAAUGAAGAGAAAGUUCUGACUGAAAUCAGCCUUGAGAAGGAUGUAGAUGGCUUUCAUCCUUUGAACAUUGGCAAGCUUGCAAUGAAAGGCAGAGACCCCCUAUUCCUUCCCUGCACUCCCAAGGCAUGUAUUGAACUAUUACAGCGAAGUGGUGUAAGUAUAAAGGGAAAGAAAGCAGUUGUGGUUGGCAGAAGCAACAUAGUUGGACUACCAGCUUCAUUGCUGCUUUUGAAAGCAGAUGCUACAGUUACUAUUGUUCAUUCACACACAAGUCAACCGGAAAGUAUCAUACAUGAAGCAGAUAUUGUUAUUGCAGCAGCAGGACAGCCGAUGAUGAUCAAGGGAAAUUGGAUCAAACCAGGAGCUGCAGUCAUAGAUGUUGGCACAAAUGCUGUUGAUGACCCAACAAAGAAGUCGGGUUACAGGCUUGUUGGAGAUGUAGAUUUUGAGGAAGCAUCUAAAGUUGCUGGUUGGAUUACUCCUGUUCCUGGUGGUGUAGGUCCAAUGACAGUGACAAUGUUGCUGAAGAAUACUGUGGAGGGAGCCAAGCGCUACAUUGAGCAAAAUAAUUGAUCUUCCUUUAAUUUGAAUAAAUGAAAGGUAUGUACUAUUAGUUUGAAAUUCUUUGAGAAUCGGGUUUAUCCACAGUUUUGUUUCUGCUAAGGUAGAUGAAUGCAUCCUAUAAAAUCACAAGGAUCGGUUUCAAUGGGUAAGCAGAACUGGUCCAAUCGAAACUAUGUAUUUGCCCUUUCACUAUCUCUGAAGAAGCAUUCUCGAUGUGGGUACUGAGCAUAUUUUAGAUUGGAUUUAGACCAUAGGUAGUCCUUGGAGAUAAGAAACGCAUGUUUUUUGGGAGUACUUUUGGAGUGGACUGAUCUGUAGCCACAGUGUAAGUUCUGUUCUUAUGUAAGAAUCAGUUCUACAACAAAGUAUAAAAAUGUGGAGUAAUAUGUAGAACACAUUUUUAAUUCUUAAGUGGUUUUACUAUUAGAGUAAAAAGUUA